UUCUGUUGUGUAACCUCGAUCGGGUAGCAUUGAUCUUGAAAAAGUGUGGAAGGUCUGCGCCCUUCUACGAAGGACUUGAACUUUUAAGGACAAAGCGGCGAUCGCGCGUUCCGCUCUCUCUCUCCAGUGGCCUUUUCGCAGCACAUGUGCGUGUAAGAGGAUCAGGGCCAGGGAAGAAAGCGCGUUGUUUCUGAAGUGUAACACCGGAGUGCAAAUUUGAUUCAGUUCGUUCGGGUGGGUUGCUGCGAUUUGUUGCAUAAAAAGUAAAACAAAGCUUUGAACAACACUCCUACCGUUUGCUGUAAUGGAACUGGUGCCAACGGUGGAAAAGUGGAAGUGAUUAUAAAUUGGUUUUGUCAUUUUCUCACGUUGUUGGUCUAUUGUGUUCAAAUGCAGUAAUAGUGCUGUAAUCAAAGACAGAAAGUGAAUGUGCUUUUUCCUUGUUUUUAUUUUGUUUCAUGUGGUGCUGUUGAGAAGUUGAGAAGCAGUUGCAAGUGAAUCCGUUAAGCGAACAUUCCUUUGCGCUUGCGUCAUCGAAGAAAGCAGAAACCCGGUUGCGGAAAUUAUGAGUGCUUCAUUUGCAUUUUUACUGGUUGCGAUAUGUGCCUGUUUGGUUAGUGCCCUGCCAAAGGAUCUCCACGCGAAGGAUGUAGCCGACGAGCCGGUGGUCGGUCAUUCGACCAACAUAAUAACGGCCAGCAUGCUGAAGGGCAGCGUCGAUUCUCCCGCCAAUCAGGUGUUUUCGCCGGUUGGAUUUGCGUCCAUUUUGGCGAUGAUCAGUGAGGGUGCCGAAGGUGCAACUAGGGAGGAACUGUACGAUGUUCUCAAGUUUCCAACGGAGCGAAAUCAAGUUCGCAGUGCGUUUGACCAAGCUCUGAAGCGACUCAGUGCCCAAAACCCAGCCAAUGAGCCUCAGUUCAAGAGCUGGUUUUAUAUCUACAAGGAUAACACGAUCAAGCCAGAUUAUCGUUCAGUGCUACAGAGCAACUACUAUGUAGAUGUUCGUGAUAUUGAACGUAACGAUUACAACUUUGAUGAACCGAAGACAUCACUGGGAUCAAUUGAACCUUCGAUUGAUCUUACUCCGGAUGAAGAAGCGAUCGUCGUAGUCCAGGUUGUUCCAUCGAAUAACAACAGCAAGGAUAUUAUCGAUUUUGAAGAUCUUAAGAUCAAAUCAGUUCCAUUGGAUAAUGUGCGAUCGGAUGUCGGUGUUGCAACCAAGUAUGACGAGGUGGAUGACGCGGAGAAUCCCAAGUUCGACAAGGAUAUUGAAGAUAAGGAGUACGUGGAACCAACACAAAUUAAGGAAGAAAUUGCUAAACAAAAGGACGAGCACACGAACGAGGUGUUAGACGAACCAUUGUCGAAGGCUGCCGUUAAACAGGUGGACAGAGUUGAGGUGGAUGCUCCACAGAAGGUCAGUUUAUCAUUGAAGAAGCUGGAGAGCGAUGAGCAUGAGAUUAUGCAUGCUGUGGAGAGCCAGGCUUCGAGGCAGAGGUUCAACGUCAGACGGUCUUUUCUGUCGGGAGAUGUUGCCUCGGCCCUGAGCGGAAACUCUUUAGUCGGACGUAAAGUUAAUGCCAAAGAAGGGGAUCAAGAUCAAAAUGAGUCGAAGAUGUUGCUAUUCAAUGGGUUGUACUACCGCGGGAGUUGGGCCAGUCCGUUUGAGGUUCAGUCCGACGUAGGAUACUUUUCCACCAACGGCCAGUCGAAACCAGUGACCACAAUGCGUUCAACGGGCAAAUUCAGCGUGGGAUCAAGUGAAGAACUGGAUGCCAAGUUUAUUCAACUGCCAUACAAUAACUCACGCUAUUCACUGAUGCUGAUGGUACCCAACAAGGCCGACGGGCUCAAAGAGUUGAUCAAAAACUUUAACUGCCAUAGUUUGAGCAGCGCUCAGAAAGACCUCAACGAAAUUCCAGUUCAAAUCACUAUGCCCAAAUUCCAAAUUGACACAACUAGCAGAGCUGAAAAGGCUUUGGCCAAGCUGGGACUGAUCAAGAUGUUCACCUCCAAAGCAAACCUCAGCGGAAUCACAGAAGAGCAGAAGAUUCAUGUCGAUGAACUGGUCCAGCACGUUUCGAUCCGGGUAGAUGAAGGAUCCAGUAGUGAAACUGCCCUAUCCGCUACCAACAAAGUUGAAGCAAAAACAACUGGCAUUGAAGUGGAAGAAUUCGUCAUCGACAGGCCAUUCUUGUUCUUCGUGCGUGAUACCGUCGACGAUUUGGUGAUCGUUGCUGGCAAGAUCAACGAUGUUCCGGCAUCGGAAGUCCGAGUUAGCCACAUGGGUGCUGAAUGCUCUGUCGGGAGUCUGACUGCAGAGAUGGACCAUUUGGAAAGCUGGUGGAAGGAAUUCAAAUCCCUGCAAGAUGAAAUACUGGACUUCUGUGAAGACGACAACCAGUUGGACAGUAUCAUCGAGGAACUAAUUCAAGCUGACACACAAAGGAACGCGAUCAAAUCAACCAUCAAACGGCUACUUCGAGAGGCCCAGAAUUCAAUGGCGAAUCAAGAGAAAUCCAGUACCACCGUUCAACGACUCACUGGCGAACAAUGCCUUUUCUAUCCGAAGUUCAACACUACCGGAUCGACCGAAACCCGUCAUCAAUACGCACCACCCAAGCCAACCUUGGAAUCCACACCGCCGAAGCAUACGAACGCAGCCGACAUCGUUUGUCUUCAAAUCCCCAACACUUUGAUCCAUCACAAUCCAUCACUGGAGCGAUUUUCAACUGCAGCAUCAGUUGAAAAUUAUUGCCUUCAGGAUGCAAGCACAGCAAACUCUCAAAUUUCAUCACUCGACCAACCGCCACAAGAAGCCAUCUCUCAGGAAGCUAUCAUCGGACAACCUGCACCACAAAUCGUCACCAAGACUCUGGAACCAUCGGGAUGUGACAAACAGCCACAGUUUUCGUCCCAAUCUCUCUCGAUCACUUACCACACAAGCAAGCAACAUUCAUCGGAAACUCAAGCAACGAAACCCAUUCAUCAUACCAAGAGCGUAGCUACAAUCAAGCAGCUGAAUGAAAUCUCAAUCAACCAUCUACAACAAUCAUCGACACACUAUGAAGCAUGCAUACGUCUAUCUGCUAACGAAGAACAGAGCACGAAAAACCAGUCAUCCAACAUGGCAGAACAUAGCAUCUCAUCACCAGCAAACGGAAUCAUUCAUCUACAUGGGUCAUCCAUCAACAUAGCCGUCUACAGGUUACCGAAAUCCAUCGACAUCGUUUCCCCAUCGCAUCGGCAAUGUCCACCACUCAAAAAACAGCCACAGCAAAUUCUCUUCAACCCCACAUCAUCUCAGCAUAUGAUUCGUGUAUGGUGGGCGGCACGAGUUACCAACCAUCUUCGCUACAACUUGCAAGUAAUUGCUUUCAUCUUCAUCCGAAGGAGAGUAUGGGGAGAAAAUCAUCGUUAUCAACAAAGGAUUCCCUCCCAGCUAAUCAAGUCAAGCCGAUUGCUCAAGGUGAGUGAAAUGAAGCACAUCAAGAACCCACAUCACAUCGAUCAGCAUCAUAAGCCAAACCUCGUCAGCACAACAUCCUCACACCAAUGUACAACAACCGUUGCAACGAUGGAAAAGUUCAGUGCACUAUUUUGUGGUUUCCUCCUCAUACUGCCCUAUGCCCAAAGUCAACAAAUGACGAAUGCUCAAACCAGUAAUAUAAAUAUUCUGAACAGAUAUUGUCAGCCAUCGGUAAGAAAUACCCUAAAUACAGCAGAUGCCUUUCGACGAAUAUGUCAAAAUUAUCCAGCUACUACUUGUUGUAGCUAUAUAAACGGUUUAAUCAAGCAGAACCCACACUUAUAUUUAUGUUCCCUGGAUCAAAGCGGUUAUACCUUCACAAAUGAAUGUAAAACAACUGCUACUGUCAAUGAUGAGCAGAUCGCUACUCGAAUAUCUGAUUCGAGCAUUGUUUUUAGGGACGACACAUACGACGACUUGAUAACUACUAAUGCACAGAAGAACAAAAUCGCCACACCGCCUCGAUCAAAUGCAGGUCAUAAACCAGAGUACAGUCCUGUUCAGGCUUCAAGUAUACAGAAUGUGGAGCAAUCUCCAGCUUCACCGGCACGACCAUAUCCAACCUAUGAACAAUCCGUCUCUACACAACAGGUACAGCAAGGUACAUUCCAGUUCAACUUUGGAAAUCCCCAGGAUGCGGUACAAGUACCAAUCAGUUCAUCGGGAUUAUCUCAGAAGAACGUGCUCAACAAGCAACCAACCAAGUUAUCGCAUCCGAGGCCUUCCAAUGGGGGUCGCGUGGAUGACGAUGAUUACGAGGACGAUAGAGUGGUUGUUGAAACCGGCACUGCAGGGUUUCAAGCUACGGAGUUUGCUCUAAAUUUGUUCAAGAAUUUGGAACGGCUACCGAACAGUGACUCCGUAAUAAGCCCACUUCUGCCACAGCUCUUGCUUUCGAGUUUGGUGGACUAUGCAAGUCCGGUGGCACAGGCCCAACUAAAAAAGACUAUCUUAUUGCACCCGUCCCAGCUGGCUUCACUAGCUAGUAAACUCGAAAGGAUUUCCAAGUCUACGGUAAAUACGAUCGAAACUGCUUCGGCCAAUUUCAUAGCCCAAGAUGUAGUUCUCAAUAAGACCUAUGCCAGCGACGUUGGCACACGCAAUGUUGAAGUAAGGCGGGUAGAUUUUAAUCAGCCGCAACAAGCAGCCCGUAAUGCUAACAACUGGGUCUCGGGGAAGACUCAUAAUUUAAUCAACGAAAUCCUCAAUCCGAGCACCAUCAAUCCAUAUACUCGACUGCUGUUGGUGAACACCAUCUACUUCAAAGGCAUGUGGAAGUAUACCUUCAUUGAAACAAAUCCGGGACUAUUCGAAUCGUCGCCAAACAAUAACCAUCAGCUCAAUAAAAUGUUCCAACUCAACAAGCUUCGCUACGGUGAGCUGAACUUCCCCGAUGGAAACGGACUUCGCUGGGUGGAGCUCCCCUACGAAGGUAACAGUCUAGCCAUGGUGGUUUUCCUGCCAACCGUACGGCAUCAGUUGGACGCAGCAGCGCGUCAGCUAAAGCCGUACGAUCUUGCAAAAGUGAUGGCCGACCUGCAGGGUACCUACAUCAACACCAAAGUGCGUCUAAAUAUGCCCAAGUUUACGCUGACCGAUUCAGUAUCGCUGAUCCCGGCGUUAAAACGAAUGGGACUGCACUCAAUCUUCCAGGAUCCGGACGCACUGCAGUACAUAACAAAUGAGUCAACGGCAGUGUCCGAUGUUACCCAGCGAUCGUACAUGAGCGUGGACGAGUUCGGUACGAAGGCUACCUCGGUGGCGUCCCUUUCGAUCAUAACGUUGAGCAUCACUCCGCAGUACAAGGAUGUCAAAUUUGACGUGGAUCAGCCUUUCCUGGUGAUGAUUGUCGAUAAGCAGGAACGCUAUCCGUUCUUCAUUGGGCAGAUCAAUAACCCAAGAGAAUGAGCGUUGAUUUAGGUUUGCAUAAUCCAAUGAAUUUAAAAGCGGUUUCAAUUUUAUUCGACAAAUAAAUUAAAAUAAAACUCCA
Armigeres subalbatus is the source of this 5519-nucleotide messenger RNA. RefSeq lists its product as uncharacterized. The coding region runs from base 566 to 5437 and encodes 1623 amino acids. Gene Ontology annotation, molecular function: serine-type endopeptidase inhibitor activity. The transcript has 14 exons. The record is from RefSeq and is a predicted model, not a curated record. Lineage: Eukaryota; Metazoa; Arthropoda; Insecta; Diptera; Culicidae.